Exaiptasia diaphana is the source of this 2003-nucleotide messenger RNA. Its product is annotated as fatty acyl-CoA reductase 1. The transcript has 14 exons. The coding region runs from base 361 to 1902 and encodes 513 amino acids. Lineage: Eukaryota; Metazoa; Cnidaria; Anthozoa; Actiniaria; Aiptasiidae. Gene Ontology annotation, molecular function: alcohol-forming very long-chain fatty acyl-CoA reductase (NADP+) activity. Gene Ontology annotation, biological process: long-chain fatty-acyl-CoA metabolic process. Gene Ontology annotation, cellular component: peroxisome. The record is from RefSeq and is a predicted model, not a curated record.
UCCAAAUCCUGUGCACCUACAGACUCAAACUCCGACAAAUUUUCCCUAAAUACUAUACUGAAAAAGCUCAAAAAGACGAUUUGUGUCACUCCCUAAAGUUGGCUUUUUAGCUUAAAUGUCAUUUGCAACAAUUAAAGCGUAGUUUUUGAGCUAGAUUUUSAAAGAUAGCUAAAUUUGUUCGUCCUUUCGCAAUCCCGCCUAAGUCAAGUGAAGUGGUUGAUGAUCGCAUCCUGGGAGUUUUGUCCUGAAAGUUGAUCCAAACAAAGUCCACCGAGGGCGAUUUUCACGAUAUUGCAUGGAGAACUGGUAGAAAUACUUUCUUGGGAUACAGUCAAGUUUACAAAGCAAUCCACUUCCAGUAUGAGUUCCAUUGAAGAGUUCUACRUUGACAAAUGUGUGUUUAUAACUGGUGCCACAGGUUUUCUUGGUAAAGUUCUCCUUGAAAAGCUCCUUCGGGCUUGUAGAGGGGUUAGGAAGAUCUAUGUAUUGGCCCGAGCUAGAGCUGAUCAGACUCCUCAACAGAGGAUGGACAGAAUAUUGCAGUCCAAGUUGUUUCAGCAAGUGCGAGAAGUUCCUGAGCUGAUAGGCAAGGUCACAGCUGUCAAAGGAGACAUAGCUGAACCUGGUCUUGGGAUGUCUCCUGAAGACAGGAGACUUAUUAUUGAUAAUGUACAAAUUGUCUUCCACUCUGCUGCAACUGUGCGAUUUGACGAGGAAUUAAGAACUGCCAUCCAAAUCAAUGUCAAGGGAACAGAAGAGAUGAUUUAUUUAUGCAAAGAAGCAAAGCAUUUAGAGGUAUUAGUUCAUGUAUCAUCCACAUAUGCCAACUGCGACAGAGACUACAUCGAAGAGAAGAUUUACCCACCAACUGUCGAACCAGAAAAACUCAUUACUUCACUAGAAUGGAUGACUGACAAGAUGGUYGAAGCUCUAACACCAGCUCUCAUUGACAAAAGACCAAAUACAUAUACAUUCACCAAAAGCCUGGCUGAGCAUGUGCUAUCCCAGAAGGCAACAGAUCUCCCUGUGGCUAUUUUUAGACCAUCAAUCAUUGGUGCUUCACUCAAGGAGCCUAUUCCUGGAUGGGUUGAUAAUUUUAAUGGACCUUCUGGCCUGUUUGUAAUGGCAGGAAAAGGAAUGUUGCGAUCUAUGAGGGGGGACCUGAAAGCUAUUUCAGAUAUCAUCCCAGUGGACAUUGCUGUCAACAUGUUGAUUUCUGUGGCUUGGAAAACUGGUACAAUGAGGAGUGAAUGCAUCCCAGUUUACAACUGCUGUAGUGGGACAAUAAAUCCAGUCACAUGGGGAAAGUUGUCUCAAAUAAUGAUGGAGAAAUUUGAAAACUAUCCAAUGGAAGAUGUUUUUAGAAGACCAAAUUUUGAAUUUGAAUCACAAAGGUUACGCCACUUCUACUGGACAUACAUAAGUCAUAAGAUUCCAGCAGUGAUUGCAGACACCAUGACUCUCCUCAUUGGAAAGAAACCAAGAAUGAACAGACUAUAUAGCAAACUUGACAAAGCUACAGAAGUCCUGACUGCCUUCACCAUGAAGGAAUGGCAUUUUGCGACUACUAAUAAUUUGAAGUUGUUGGAAGAAUUAACUCCAGAACAUAAAAAGGUCUUCAAUUUUGAUAUCCGGGAUUUUGACUGGAGAGAGUACUUUGAAAACUUUCUUAUUGGAAUUAAAACGUUUCUCCUCAAAGAAGAUACAUCAAACUUACACAAAGCACAAAGACGGAUCAGGAAACUUCGCAACAUCCGCUGGAGCAUGUAUGCCCUAAUGUUGGUAUUAUUCUCCUGGAUCCUCAUCAAAAAGGUCCCUGCAGUCCGUGAUUUCUCCUUUAAGAUACUAAUGAGAGCAAAAGUGAUCUUCCGAGCACUGGAGCCAUUAAUGAUUGUCAACUAAAUUGGUCGCAUUAUCAGAUUUACACAAUACUCCAAUUUCGAGUUCUGGUUUGCUCUGUGUUAGCCUCAAAACCAAGCAACAUAUUCUUUUGUUUUAUUGAU